Molecule: messenger RNA, 1395 nt
Organism: Acanthamoeba castellanii str. Neff
Lineage: Eukaryota; Discosea; Longamoebia; Acanthamoebidae
Product: rieske [2fe2s] domain containing protein
Exons: 14
Molecular function (GO): 2 iron, 2 sulfur cluster binding; iron ion binding
Source: RefSeq, a predicted model, not a curated record
CAGUCGUUGGCAGACCAGGCGGCACAGCUCGAGCCACAACUCUAUGCUCGCGUAGGCCUGCGUCGUCUGGCGACCCCCUGCACGGCGUCCGAAGCCGUCUCCCACGGAUCUCAGCCCCACACGCCCGAGGAGGCCGCCGACGAGGCGGCGCUGGGUGCGCUGCUGGGGCAGUACAAGCGGGGCUGGUCUCUCCCGCCCAAGUUUUACAACGCCGAGGCCCUGCACCGCAUGGACAUGAAGAAGGUGUGGCAGACGUCGUGGCUCUUCGCCGGGUUCACCUUUCAGAUCCCCAACACCGGUGACUACUUCACCUACCAGAUCGGCGACGACUCUAUCAUCGUCAUCCGCGACGAGAGUGGUGGCAUCAGCGCGCUCUACAAUGCGUGCCGACACCGUGGGUCGAAGAUCUGCACGAAGGAGGCAGGGCGGGCCACCCGCUUGGUGUGUCCCUACCACCAGUGGACCUACGCUCCCGACGGCCGCUUGCUGCGGGCCAAGUGGAUGGAGCAGGAGGGCUUCCGCACGGAGGACUUUGGGCUGGUGCGGGCCAAGGCCGAGGAGGUCGACGGGCUCGUGUGGAUCUCGCUCGCCGACAACCCGCUGCCGUUCGAGGAGGCCCGCCCCAUCAUCUCGAACGAGAUCAAACCGCACGAGUUCCAUUUGGCCAAGGCGGCGCAUGUGGCAGACUACGAUAUCAACGCCAACUGGAAGCUGGUCUACGAGAACAACAGAGAUUGCUACCACUGCAACGUGGGCCACCCCGAGUACAUCAAGGCCAACUACGACACCGCGUUCAUCUACGUCAAGAACGCCGACGGGAGCUUCUCCCGGCAAACUGAUCCCAGCGUGUCCAACCGGGACGAGAUCGAAAACUUUAUGGCGGAGAAGACGAAGGAGUGGCAGCAGAUGGGCCUCAACACGAUGUGCUCCCCCGCGUCGUCUUUCCCGGGCGCAGGGUGGUACCGUGCGUCGCGUACGCCCCUGCGCAAGGGCUUCGUGACCGAGUCCCUCGACGGAAAGCCCGUCUCCAAUCCGCUCCUCGGCUCCUUCAAGGACAGGGACGUGGGAUCGAUGCGCGUCCACACGCUGCCCAACUUCUGGAUUCACGCCUCUGGUGACCACGCCGUCGCCACAAGGUUGACGCCCGCUGGUCCUCAAAAGACAAAGGCGCGAGUGUGGUGGCUAGUGCACAAGGACGCCAAGGAGGGCGUGGACUACACCCUCGACAGGCUCCUGCCCAUCUGGCAGAGGACCUCCGAGCAGGAUUGGGAACUGUGCGAGCUCAACCAGAUGGGCGUCAACUCGUCGCGUCACACGCCCGGCCUCUAUUCGGAGAAGAAAGAGGCCGGUGUGGACAAGUUCACCCAGUGGUACAUCAAGAAGAUGUCCGCCUGA